AUGAAACAUCGCCAGUCAACAACACACACAUUUCAACUAGCAAAUGUCAACGAGUUAUGUGAGAAGAGUUUUAUUUACGAAAGCAAAAGCGGCGACAUUGAUGGGCGAAAAGGAUUAACAGAAUUAAAAUAUUUGGAAUGGAAGAUCGCGAUGCGUGAAAAGUGCGUCAGUGUUUGGAUGAGAACCAAGAAAAACAAAAUCGUUCAGAUAAAUUUUUUAAUAUUUGUCGAUGAAACUCAUAAUUCUGAAGACACACAAAGCAUUUAA
Molecule: messenger RNA, 267 nt
Organism: Clunio marinus
Lineage: Eukaryota; Metazoa; Arthropoda; Insecta; Diptera; Chironomidae
Source: the annotation of a GenBank genome assembly